AUGAGUCUCAGGGUGGCUCUACUGAUUCAUUUACUACUGGCUGUUGACAAGGCUGAUUUGAAAAAGGGUGUCAAAUGUGGAGGAAUCCUCUCAGCUCCAUCUGGAAACAUCUCCAGUCCAAACUUCCCAGGCCUGUAUCCAUACAACAUCGACUGUUCCUGGCUCAUCGUGGUGGCAGAAGGUUCCUCGGUCCUCCUUACAUUUCACCACUUUGAGUUGGAGUACCACGCCAACUGCGCUUAUGACUACAUCAAGAUCUACAACGGCAUAUCUGAGGAUGAGGGCAACCUCCUUGGGACGUUUUGUGGCGAUAUCUCCCCACCACAGUUUACAUCAUCCUGGAAUGUCAUGUCCAUUAUCUUCCAUUCAGACCGGCAUGUGGCCUAUAAGGGGUUCAGCGUCGGCUACAGAAAAGACAUGUGCGGUGGAGUGUUAACUGGCCUCUCAGGUGUUAUUUCCAGUCCGGGCUACCCUCAGGAGUACAGUAACAACGCCGACUGCUCCUGGGCUAUCCACGUGUCCAACACCAGCGUGGUCAGCCUGGUCUUCUUGGACUUCCAACUGGAAAACAAUGAGGGAUGUAACUUUGACUUUGUCGCUGUGUUUGACGGCCCUACAGUCACACACCGUCACCUGGGCAAGUACUGUGGGGCAGACAAACCCCCGAAAACAGUCACCACCUCCAACCAGCUUCUGGUGGUCUUCAAGUCUGACUUCAACAUAGGGGGACGGGGGUUCAAGGCCUACUAUUAUUCAGGUGAAUGUCAGCAGGUGUUGUCAGAUGUCAGUGGUAACUUCAGCAGCCCACACUUCCCCAACAUUUACCCCAACAACAUCAACUGCCACUGGAGUAUCACUCUGGCAGCCGGAUACCGUAUCAAACUCUACUUCCCCGUCAUGGACUUGGAAGAUCGCAACAGCCUGUCAGACGAAUGUGACUAUGACUACAUUGCGGUUUACGACGGGGACAGCCAGACAGACCCGCUGCUGGGCCGCUGGUGUGGGAAGGACCAGCCUCCAUCUCUCAUCUCCAAGGGCAACAAGUUACUGGUGGUGUUGAGCACAGACCGAAAUGAGGCUCACAAAGGGUUCACCGCAUCUUAUCUGGGAGUGGUGCCUGUAAACGUUAGCUGCACAAGAUCAGAAUUCUCCAUUUUGAUACCCCAGCAGUCCCUGCCUCAGCUGGACCGUGAGAACAUCUACCUGGGAAAUCCAACGUGUGCAGCCCAGUUAACAACAAACUCAUAUAAGAUUCAAGCUCAGUUUGUCAGCUGUGGGACUGCUGGACAGAAACGUCGGAACAUCACCAUGAUGGUAAACAAACUCUACAUCGAUUUCUCUGAUGGAAAGCAGCAGAAUGUUCAGGAAUACAAAGUGCAGUGUGACGCCCAGCGGAAGGUAGCAUCAGUGUUCAUCAUCACAGCAGAGGAGCGGCGCCUGGAGGAAGAGGCCCAAAAAAUGGAGAACGGCAGCAACGGCAGCGAAGGGGAAGAGGAAGCCGUGUCACAUGACCUGAGCGACAUCGUCUUCAUAAGCAUCUGUGUCCUGGCUGUCAUUCUGAUGGUCAUAGCCAUUGUGUGGCUGGUGCUUCUUUAAAAUACAGCUACAAGGUUUUUUUUUU
This is a messenger RNA of Sphaeramia orbicularis (orbiculate cardinalfish), 1621 nucleotides long. It is a transcript of the gene cdcp2, whose product is annotated as CUB domain containing protein 2. The record is from RefSeq and is a predicted model, not a curated record. The coding region runs from base 1 to 1596 and encodes 531 amino acids. Lineage: Eukaryota; Metazoa; Chordata; Actinopteri; Kurtiformes; Apogonidae. The transcript is spliced from 6 exons.